GGCAUCAACUAGAAUGCGGAUUUUGACAUACGACAGUUUCACCUACGAGUUUUGGCAACCUCUUUCAACAAUUUCUUUUUCAAUGGUAUUGAAGUUGUAAACACGUUUUGUAUCUACCUAUAAAUAAGUAAUCUGUACAUAAUGGCCAUCAGACCAGUCUACAGGCCAAACAUUAUAAAAAAGAGAACCAAGAAAUUCAUCAGACACCAAUCAGACCGAUAUGGAAAACUUAAGCGCAACUGGAGAAAACCAAAAGGUAUUGAUAACAGAGUCAGAAGGCGUUUCAAGGGACAGUUUUUGAUGCCCAAUAUUGGUUAUGGAUCUAACUCCAAAACUCGUCAUAUGCUUCCUACUGGAUUCCGUAAAGUGUUGGUGCACAACCUCAAGGAACUCGAGGUCCUCAUGAUGCAAAACCGCAAAUAUUGUGCAGAAAUAGCUCACGGAGUUUCAUCAAAGAAACGCAAAGAAAUCGUUGAACGAGCCCAACAACUUAGCAUCAGAGUAACGAAUGGUCACGCCAGGCUGCGUAGUCAAGAAAAUGAAUAAGUUAGCUCUUAACUUUGUUUAAUAAAAAUUAUAAAAUUUGA
Molecule: messenger RNA, 587 nt
Organism: Leptinotarsa decemlineata (Colorado potato beetle)
Lineage: Eukaryota; Metazoa; Arthropoda; Insecta; Coleoptera; Chrysomelidae
Gene: RpL32
Product: Ribosomal protein L32
Biological process (GO): translation
Cellular component (GO): cytosolic large ribosomal subunit; ribosome
Molecular function (GO): structural constituent of ribosome
Source: RefSeq, a predicted model, not a curated record